Messenger RNA from Penicillium argentinense, 1596 nucleotides. RefSeq lists its product as uncharacterized. The transcript has 2 exons. The record is from RefSeq and is a predicted model, not a curated record. Bases 1 to 1596 code for a protein of 531 amino acids. NCBI's taxonomy places the organism in Eukaryota, Fungi, Ascomycota, Eurotiomycetes, Eurotiales, Aspergillaceae.
AUGUCAAACCCCCGACUCCUCAUAAACAGAGAGAGUAUCUACGAGCGCCAGCUGCCUGGGGACGCGUACAUCACCGCGUAUGUCCAGCGCCUCCAGCAUGGCUACUAUUCUAGCCCGGCCGUCUCCGAUAAUGGGGCAAAUAAUGUCGACUUUCUGGCCCUCAGCUUUGUGUUUCAUUCGCCUCAUACUCUCACACAUCGGUUUAAAUCAGCCACGAUCCGAGCCUCGAUCGAAGGAGCCGACCAGCCGUCAACCUCGACCGAUGAGAACUCCCGUCCCAAACAUCGCCCCAAGAACCCGCGUUUUCUGAUGCAUGCGCCGCAUCUCAUCUACGGCACCGUCUCUCCCGAGACGAUGGAAUGGACCUUCAGUUUGGCCGGCUCUAUUGGUAUUUCGGAGACUCCCAUCAGCGCCAACCUGAUUCCCUCCGGCAGCAUGAAUAGUCGAUAUCGCCGAUACGAAAUGAUGCGCAUCCAGGGCUCUGCGCGCACCUUGAAGAGUCCUCGUGGCCGCGAAUUCGAUGCCGAAGCGGCCGAAAUUGUCUGGUCACUGGAGGAGAACAACCUGCAGCGAUCAGGUCUCCCACGGGAGUUCACAUUCGUCAUGUUGAUACAAAAGUAUCAACCGAACGACCGGAUGAAACUGACCCUCGAAAUCGACCCUGUCAUUCAGUCUUGGUAUGGCAGCUACCCUAGCUGGUUACUCGGGUUUUCUUCCUACCAACCUGUCAAGCGAGACAUUGAUUUCAACCGAGAGAUCGGGCAGCGCUUUGAGCCAGCAGACGGAGUGCGUGGGUUCAAUUUUGCGUCGCUUGUGAACCAAUUUGACGAUUACAUCGCGAUGCCGGGAAGAAAGUAUAGUCGACGGAUGGAGAUACCUUCUGAACCCAACCUCCCCGACCAAGGCUCCUUCCACCCAGGAUACCCUGGACAAUAUGGCUCCAUCAACCCCAACCAAGGCGUCCAACAAGGCAUGCAAACCCUACAGCAAAUGCAGAGCACUGGCCAAACACAAGGUUCUGGCGCCCAAACAUCCCUGGCAACCUUCUCUGCCGCCCCGACCUUCACAACCAACCUGCCCAGCCAAGCGAAUUUGCCCACCCAAGCACAGCCCAGCUUCGCCGGCAUCCAAGCUCCUCUUACCAAUACCACCACCAACAACAACCUCAACCUCUCUCUCGGACCGAGCCACGGAAUUGCGAUAAUGAACCCCUCGGCCUUGCGGUCUGCAAUGACAUCGCCUCCGUGCACGCGACACCCGCAAACUACAAACGCAAGCACGAAAAGCAACACGUCGGCCGUUUCCGACCACUCGAACCCGAAUAAAAAUAAUGAAGAUAAGUACGAGGAGGCUGGUGCCGGUGAGUGGCCGCCCCUAUCAGGAAACGGACCAGGCGUUGAUAUUGAGACCAUUCGCAGCAGCAUGCUCCGAAGUGUCCACUGGACCAGCCCUCCGGAGGACGGGUGUGCCUCGGACGACGACACGAGCGAGGCGCCGAAACGAAUCAUGAACAUGGAAAAUCGACCACUUACGCCGUCGUUGCUGUUGACCGAGAAAGAGGCUGAAAGCUUAGAUGUCUUGUUUUCGGUGACAUGA